Molecule: messenger RNA, 813 nt
Organism: Fusarium keratoplasticum
Lineage: Eukaryota; Fungi; Ascomycota; Sordariomycetes; Hypocreales; Nectriaceae
Exons: 1
Coding region: 1-813 (270 amino acids)
Biological process (GO): L-proline biosynthetic process
Molecular function (GO): pyrroline-5-carboxylate reductase activity
Source: RefSeq, a predicted model, not a curated record
AUGGGCUCUGCCAUCCUGAGCGGGUUGCUCGAUGCGACACGGUCAGACCCCAAUCCCCGCAUCUCGCGAUUCAUCGUCGUCACAAAGACGGUCGAGUCGAGAGAUCGCCUCAAGCUCCAGUUUGAGCAAGACAUGGAACGAAUAGUGUUGGCCAACGACGAAAGUCUCUGGGCCAUGAAGGAGGCCGACAUCAUCAUCCUCGGCUGUAAGCCACACAUGGCCAAAGACAUUCUAGGUGCUGAGGGCAUGGAAGAGGCACUUUCCGGAAAGCUCUUGAUCAGUGUUCUCGCUGGGAAAACACCACAAGUUCUGGAAAGCCAUAUUAGCAACAACAACGAUGCAAGCCCAAGGCCCUAUGUUGUCCGCGCCAUGCCCAACGUCGCAGCGCGAAUUCGCCAGUCCAUGACCAUUAUCGAACAUAACCCCUCCCUCCCCGAUGAGCUAAGCGACACCUUGCGCUGGAUCUUCGAGCAGAUCGGGGGAGUCAAAGUAUUGGCUUCAGAAGUGUUUGACAUUGGCUCUCUGCUAGUCGGCUCAUCAAUGGCCAUUAUGACUGUCGCUUUGGACGGACUUCUGGAUGGCUGCGUCAUGGAAGGCAUGCGAAGGCCUGAAGCCUUGGAGCUGGCCGCGCAGAGCAUGUUGGGGCUGGCCGAGAUGCUACGUCAAGGCGAGUGCUCGCCGGCAGAGUAUAGGGAGAAUGUCUCAUCGCCGAAGGGAGGCACUAUCACGUCGUUGUUGACAGUUGAGAAGGCAGCAGUGAGAGGCACUUUUGCGCAGUCCAUCAUAGACGGGACCAAGAAGAUACAGGGAUGA